Diuraphis noxia (Russian wheat aphid) is the source of this 1380-nucleotide messenger RNA. RefSeq lists its product as uncharacterized. The record is from RefSeq and is a predicted model, not a curated record. NCBI's taxonomy places the organism in Eukaryota, Metazoa, Arthropoda, Insecta, Hemiptera, Aphididae. Gene Ontology annotation, cellular component: membrane. Gene Ontology annotation, molecular function: copper ion transmembrane transporter activity. Gene Ontology annotation, biological process: copper ion transmembrane transport.
UGUCUUUUCUGUUUUCUACAUCGUGCCGUAUAGUGAAUAAUACAAAUUACAAACGGACGUCCGAGUCACAGAAUAGAUAAGUCCGAAUGUUCCAUUAUUUAUUAUCAAUGCCGUUCGGUGGUUAUCAAUUGUUGAUAACUGACCAGUGAAAUAAAUAUAAAAACUGUAAAACGCACACGUUUAAUUUAAUGCGAUGUUGACGACAUUGUAAUAUUUGUAUUUGUAUUGUACUUUUUACUAUUUUAUUUUAUUCCUGGUAUAUUAUUUUAAUAUUAUAAUUUACCUUUACAAUAUUUCGGGAGGUUUGGCAAUAGUAUAAUAUUAUGCAAUUACAUUUUAUUCGUGCAAUCGUGUUACACCGUUUACCGAUGGUAUUUUGUGCGUGUAUCGCCAAGUCCAUAGGUAGUAAUAAGUGUUGCGAUGACCGUCGAUAACUGAUAAGUGGACAUUAACCAGUUGCAGUAAAUCGCGAUGGCGAUGUGUACGUCGUCUUCCGCGUAAUAUUAACGUCUCAACCAUAACCAUGUACUUUACGUUCGGAACGGACAUCGAUCCGUUCCUAGUGAAAAACUUCAAUGUGCAAUCCACCAUCGGUUUGGUGACGUUAUGCGUUGGUUUGAUAGCAUUAGCGGUGGUUUUCGAGUCACUGAAAACUGUACAUUUCAUGACGAGGGUUCACCGACGAUUAUUGUGUUGCAGUCAGCCGGAUUGCAAGGAAUAUAUUAAUAAAGAUGCAUUCAUGAUAACAUUUAAAAUGAAAGUUUUUGAUUGCAUUAGGACAUUGGGAGUUUACCUGUUUCAAAUGUUUGUUGGGUAUAUUUUAAUGUGCGCAAUAAUGACAUUCAAUGGGUACAUAUUUUUUGCUAUUGUUGGAGGAUAUGGUUUGGGAUACUGGUUAUUUGGCCUAACCAUGAUGCAUUUGUCUGCAAGGAAUUUAUUGAAAACCCAAGAGGCUCCGAACAGAUGUAAAAACUGUACUAGGAUCAACAUAAACAAAAAAGAUACUACGGAGGAUAGUAUCAGUACUGAUAUUAGUGACGAUAUAGUGCCAAGCACAAGUUCUGUUGUUGAAGUGGAAAUACAUAAUAGAUUAUAAUUUAUGGAAAUAUUAUUUUCUAACAUUUUAAGAAACAUGUAUAAACUUUGAAUGUAUAAUUAAGGUGUUUAAAAUAUUUUUGAUGUUACCAUUGAACCACAUAAUUUUUAUUCAUUUAUUGCCAAACCAAAGAUAUUAUUUUUCUAUUAAAUUAAGUUUUAAACUGUUGAUAUCAUACCAUUAGUUAUAUUGCAUUGAAGAAAUUGUAUAUUUAAGUACAACUGAUAAUUUAAAGAACAAUGGAGUAUUUUAAUGCAAGAAUAACAUAUUUCUUGAUUUGAACU